AUGCAACAAAAUAAUAAUAGUACUAAUGGUGGUGAAAUUGUAGUUGCAAAAUUCAACUAUAAUUCACAAGAUAGUCAUGAAUUAACAAUUACUAAAAAUGAACGUCUUAUAUUACUUGAUGAUACAUGUCUAUGGUGGAAAGUAAAACGUGUCGAUUCCGAUGAUACAGGAUACAUUCCAUCAAAUUUUGCUCGACGUGAAAAACGUUCUUUACUUGAUAAAAUAAUAUCAAAACGUCUUGGAAAAAAAUCCAUUCUAAGCAAUGGUCAUAAUAAUGAACGUAUUAUUUCAUCAGCACUUGUCAAAUUUCGUUAUGAUGCAGAAAGUGAGGAUGAAAUUAGUUUAAAUAAAGGUGUAUGGGUAAAUAUUUUACAAAAAAAAACUGAUGGUUGGUGGCUUGUACAAUAUGAAAAACAACUUGGAUGGUUUCCAUCAAAUUAUCUUAUUGAAAAAACAUCUGAAAGUUUAAAUUCAUUAUCUUUAUUAAAUCAAAUAAAUAAUCAACAUAAUUCUCCAGUAUCAUUAUCAUCAAAUGGUCUUUCAUCAUCAAGUAGUGCUAAUUCAAAUUUAAUUGAACAUCAUCAACACCAACCCCAACAAAUUCGUCAUAAUUCACAUCCAUUACAUAUAACAAAUUCAAAUGAUGAAUAUGAAUUUGUUAUAAAAUCAACAAAAUUAGCACAUUCAGAUGGUAAACUUGAUACAUGUAAUAAUGAUAAUAUAAAGGAUGAACAAAAAAUCAAUUCAUGUUCAGCAUUAAUACAACAUAAUAAUUAUUCAACAUCAAAUAUAAUUAAUGAAUUAAAAACUUUAACAUUAAAUAAUCCGCCAUAUAUUAAUGAAAUUUGGUAUUAUGGUUUAUUAAGUCGUGAUGAUGCUGAAAAUUAUUUAAAAUUAUAUGGAAAUGAAAAAGGCGAUUAUCUUAUACGAGACAGUGAACGACGAAUUGGAAAUUAUUCAUUAAGUAUUCUUGAUGAUAUGAAUACAAUUCGUCAUUUUCGUAUUGAAUUAUCUGAUGAUGGUAAUCGAUAUAUAAUUGGUAAACGUUCAUUUAAUUCAUUAAAUGAUCUUAUUGAACAUUAUAAAAGUCAUCCGGUAUUUGAUGCUGAUCAUAAUAAGCUUUAUUUAAAUAAACCAUUGAUUAUAACGAAUUCUAAAUAUAAGUUAUAA
Messenger RNA from Rotaria sordida, 1170 nucleotides. NCBI's taxonomy places the organism in Eukaryota, Metazoa, Rotifera, Eurotatoria, Philodinida, Philodinidae. The record is from the annotation of a GenBank genome assembly.